AUGGAUGAAGAAGGUCCUCUAAAUUUGGCAACAGAUUGUCUUCUAAUUUCUUCACUUGAUUCAACUCAAAAUUUUACUGAAAAAAGAGAAGAAAUAAUUCCAAAGGAUGAGGUUGAUAUGAUUCAAGUAGAGACUGAAGGAUUGUUUUUGGGUUCUUCCCAAAGUCUUUCAAUUGGAAAUAAACUUAAAAUGUCGCUUGAAAACAUUCCACCUAACAACUGUAAAAUUCUCGCAACAAGUACCAGCAGUGAUUUGUUUACUUCAGUUGAUUAUUUGGAUAUUUUUAGAUUGGAAGGGGAUGAUUUGAAAAUUAGUGAAUUGGGACAGUUAUUGAGAAAAUUUGGAUUUGAAGAAAAUUUUAAUAAUGAGGAUUUGACUGAAAUUAUUGAAAAGACCGGUGGAAAUUUUGCUUUAAUAGAAAAAUUAGUGACUUUGGCUAGAGGAAAUAAGGACCAGUAA
Molecule: messenger RNA, 459 nt
Organism: Meloidogyne enterolobii
Lineage: Eukaryota; Metazoa; Nematoda; Chromadorea; Rhabditida; Meloidogynidae
Source: the annotation of a GenBank genome assembly